Verruconis gallopava is the source of this 3552-nucleotide messenger RNA. RefSeq lists its product as uncharacterized. Lineage: Eukaryota; Fungi; Ascomycota; Dothideomycetes; Venturiales; Sympoventuriaceae. The transcript has 4 exons. The record is from RefSeq and is a predicted model, not a curated record. The coding region runs from base 1 to 3552 and encodes 1183 amino acids.
AUGGACAGUCGUGUUGAUCUGGCUAGACUGAGGGAACAGACCAUCAGCCCACAUGUUGACGAGGAAGCCGUGACGGUAAACAGAAGAGCUCUUAUUGACAAGAUUCUUGCAAGAUAUUCCGGAGCUUGGACAACUUUGAGAGAAUUGAUACCGAAUGCUGCUGAUGCAUCCGCUAAGAAGGUUACCAUUAGGUUUGAGUCCUCGCCAUCGACAAAGGUUCCUUUUCCUGGCGGCAAUGGUAUUGAUAAUGCUGCAUUGUUGAAGCACACCCUGCAGCAACACAGUAUUUACAGAAUAUUGGUUUCGAAUGAUGGCCAGUCUUUCUCUGACAGUGACUGGAUGCGGCUGAAGCGCAUCGCUGAAGGAAACCCUGACGAAACGAAGAUAGGCGCUUUUGGCGUGGGCUUCUACUCUGUGUUUGCAGAUUGUGAAGAGCCUUUAAUUCUAUCCGGCCGAAAGACCAUGGCAUUUCUGUGGAAGGGAAACAGCCUAUACACGAAAGCCAGUACCAUUACAGCCGACUGUGCCGAUUCUGAAAUCACAUUCCUGUUACAUUACCGCAACGCGACAUCACCUAUUCCGGAUCUGCUAUCUUUAUGCGCCAACAUAUCUAUUUCAAAGAAUAUCAAUACCAAGACUAAGGAGGGUUUGAUGAAGAUCGUAGCAGUUGCACACCAAAAUACGCAAAUCAACACUAAAUGGCUCAACGCGAUUGAUUGGUCACCUGCCAAACAAGGCCAGAUUGCCGAAGAGUUGAUUGAUAUGGCUUGUGCCUCGAUCUCAAUUUACUCAGGAGUAACUGCCCACAAAGCGACGGAACUCUUUUCAUCUGUGCUACCGAAUGAACAUGGACGAAUUUUCAUUGGCUUUCCGACUCCACAGACUACUGGUAUUCGUUGUCAUAUAUCAGCGCCGGGCGUCAUCCCUGCCGUAGAGCGUGAAAGCAUAGACUUGAAUGCUCGCUACGUAAAAACGUGGAAUAUUGAGAUGCUGCGCGCGGCGGGUAUCGCUUGCCGUAUUGCGUAUACCAAGGAGAUAGAAGAGUUGAAAUCUCGACUCAAAAUCUCGAUGCAAUCUGAAAGUCGUGCUACAAUUUCCGCAACCGAUAUCGAAUCGGUCGCGCCGCAGGUGACCCACGUAUUUAAACAGCUCACAGCAACCGAGUCCACGCCUUCUUCAAGUGUUGGUCAGCUGAUUGGGGAGGCAUUCUGGGAUUGCUCUACGACGGCUUCAGUGGACAUAUUGUCAACGAAGGGCAUUCUGCCUAGUCAUCAAGUGCGAGUUGUAUCGGAGCCUCUCAGAUUUGUUGAGAAUGUUCCACUCGUACCCGCAUCAAUUGUCGCUGACGCUGAAGAUUUUAUCAGACAACUAUUUGAACGUGGAAUGGUGUCGGACAUGACUGUGAAGGACAUUCAGAAGGAAUUGGAAAGCAGAUCACUGACUGAGAUACAGCUGAUAGCUUUUUUGAGAUGGUGUUCUGGGCAGCUUAAUAGCAACCAGUUGGAUACCUCAACCAUUCGCAGCUUGCUUGAAUCGGCUAUCGCAACUAUUGGAGCUCAAGAUAGUGGCAAGGUUGUCGCGCUUUCUCAGAUCAAAACGUUCUCAAUGGGAGCAAAAAUCACUACUAAUAUGCCCCUUCCGGAUCAUACUAUCUCAAUGAAGCUCACUAAGGGCAUGAAGCGAUGGCAGCUAGAACAGUUUGGAUGGGAAGAGCUUCAAAUUGUUCCGUGGUCACGUUUCAUUAUCGACGGGGCAGACCGAAAGCAUCUUUCACCCGAUCAGUCUAUCCUUGUUUCUCCCGUAUUCGCGCAACAGUACUUCAUCAUAAUAUCAAAGGCCUGGGACUCAUUGAACGCAAGUUCGAAGCAAGCACUGAUCAAUCUUCUUAGAUCCCAUGCGGUCAUGCCGACAAAAUUGGGGAUGCGCAAACCAGCUGAUGCGUAUUUUCCAUCUGUCAAAUUGUUUGAUGACCUCGCCACAAUAGAUUUGCCGACAGGAGUGAAGGAAAAAGUAAUGACUGCGCUCGGUGUACGCAAGACGAUCGAACUCAAUGUCGUCUUUGAUCUUUUGAUGAGCCAGUCACCUAAGAGUGAACAGAAAUGGAGUUUUGCAGAUCAAAUCCGAUACCUAGUCUCAGUGCGCGAUGAUAUACCAAAGGAAGAUAUUGAAAAGCUUAAAAUCGCAACAAUUUGCCCAGUAGGAGAAGCUGGUGGCGAGCUUUUGAAACCGGGGCGUUUAUGUAAAGUCUCUGAGCUAUUUGAGCCAAAGGACAUACUCAGAACGCUGACAUUGCCUGUUCUAUAUUGGCCCAGUAUUUGGCGUCCUGAAGGUCCUGAGGGGCGUUUCUUGAGUAAUUGGGGUCUGAGCACGUAUCCGGACGUUCUCAUCUUGGUGGGGAAGAUACUCGAGGCUGCUUCCAGUAUUUCGUGGACUUUCAUCACGCAAACAGAGAUGGAUUUUGCGAUAUUAGCGGCUGAUUUGCGACCGCACGCUCUCAAAUUUGGCGUCGCACGAGACCCAUCUAUUCAGCAAUGCGCUACUCGACUUACUAAUGCACCACCAAAGUCAGUCCGCGAAGCAAUAAUAGUUUUUGGAUAUCUUUCUGGCCGUUUAGGUGAAAUAAAUGCACAGCUAGCAGAAGCGAUCGGUAAUUCAAAAAUUGUACCAAUAUUCAAACGGCUAGGUGAGAAGCAGACAGUUCGUUACGCUAAACCAAAGGUGGUGUUCUUGGGUGAUCCGCAAACUUAUGGAGAUGUUCUUGAUUUUGUUGAUUUUGGUCUAGAAGCGAACUCCUUUUUGUUGAAGGUUGGGUCCAAAAGCAAGCCAGGCAGUCUCGAGUUGGCACAUAUGGUCAUCGAUAAUCCGUCCAAAAAUUUGGGUGUACUCGAUAAAACAAGAUAUCUCGAUCUGUUGAGGAAGCUUGCUGGUAUCCUGACAACGCUUAAAUCAGAAAAGGCUCUAUGGCGUGAUAUGACGCACUCUGCCUUUCUGCUCGGCUACACCGAAGAGCUGGACGAUUCGCGCAAAUCAACAAAGCGUUCCAGGGAUGACGAUGACUUCGCUGCUGAUGAUGACAUCACUUUCAUCCGUAAUUACAGCUUGCAGCGACCUGAAAAUCUUGUCGUGGUAGAUUCCUCCUUUGAGUAUGCUAUAUUUCGAGAGCAUCUUUGCUUUGCACCAGAGGACAUGGCACUUGAGCAGUUCUACGCCGCUUUAGGAGCACCGAUGCUGUCCUCGUUGGUUGAAAAUGACGAUCGUAUUGGCAAUAUCCCUCCCGAUCAAAAUCUAGCCCGAAAAUUUAGGGGCCUCGUCAUUGAGCGAACUCGAAUUUUUCUCCAUGAGUAUUCUGGGGAGUUGCGACUUGAGGCCAAGUGGCUAGAAAAGAGCUUGUCUGUUGUUAUGGUCGAUCGUAUAGAGAGAAGAAUUUCUCUGCAAGGCUAUGAAAUUAGCCCUCACCGCGAAAAGCGAACGGCAGCAAUAAGUGACUAUGGCAGAAAGGGGGUCACCCUUUUCAUCAUGCAGACUCCUGAUUUCUAUGAGGUCAGCACAUAA